CGCAGAGCGCAAGCGCAGAGUCGUUCGGCGCGAGUUCCGAGUGCGCCCCCGCCAGCAGCGCAAGCGCACAGGGAAGGAAUGCCGGACGGCGCAGCCACCUCGGUCCCGGGCCUCAUCCGGCUGCAGCCGAGCUCCGUGCGAGCCGUGUCGCCGACGCCUCUGCACCUGCUGCCGUGCGAGAUCAAGCAUGACGGGCCCGCCGCCAUCAAUCGCUUCUUCAGCCCGGCUAUUCGGCCGGGGCCCUCAGGGCCAGUGGUAUCCUUCAGGGGCCGCAGCCUGCAUGGAGAAGAGGUGGCGCUGCCCUCGGGCUACGCGGGGCUGGUGCUUCGGGAAGAAGACAGGCCUGACGGCCCAGAGGAUCGGACCAUCCAGGCCAUUGGCACCUUCAGCGGCUUUACCCUUUGGGGCCUGGAGACCCCACCAGGGCCAGAUGCCAGGAUGCAUGGAGCCCUGAGCUGGCCCAGCCUGGCCACUGCUAUCCAUGCGCCCGUGGCUGAAGACGACUGAGACGGCGGCUCUGGAGCCCAAACUCUGUGUCCAACUCCUUCCCCCCCAAGAAAAUAAAGUCUGGAAAUUAUG
Messenger RNA from Trichosurus vulpecula (common brushtail), 579 nucleotides. RefSeq names its product ribonuclease H2 subunit C (gene RNASEH2C). Bases 79 to 507 code for a protein of 142 amino acids. Gene Ontology annotation, biological process: RNA catabolic process. The record is from RefSeq and is a predicted model, not a curated record. The transcript is spliced from 4 exons. Gene Ontology annotation, cellular component: ribonuclease H2 complex. NCBI's taxonomy places the organism in Eukaryota, Metazoa, Chordata, Mammalia, Diprotodontia, Phalangeridae.